UACUUAAACUCUCGCAUUUCUCCGUCUAUCACUCACUGUGUGUGGAUGAAAAUGAAGUCGAGGUCGAAGUCGAGGCUUGCGUGCGUCUUCUGCGUAACGCUUGGGUGCGCCGUGGCGCUCAUCCUGGUGUGCGCGCUGCUGCUCAUGCGGAUGCAUCGGUGUUGCGAGGAUGACUUCACACAUGGCGCAGUGGCCGCAGACUCUCAUAUGUGCUCGGAGAUAGGCAGGGAUAUUCUAAUAAAAGGUGGCUCGGCGGUAGACGCUGCUAUUUCUGCGCUGCUAUGUACAUCACUAGUUAAUCCUCAGAGCAUGGGAAUCGGAGGAGGCUCCAUCUUCACUAUCAUGGACAAAGAAGGUGAUGUGACUGUGAUCAACUCAAGAGAAACAGUCCCUAAAAGCAUCCCAUCAGACCUGCUGGACAAAUGUCCCACUUCUAUAACAUUUGAUAACAUUGGUAAAGAGUGGAUUGGUGUUCCAGGUGAGCUGCGUGGUUAUGCUGCUGCUCACUCCAAGUUUGGAAAACUGCCUUGGAAUCAACUGUUUGAACCCGUCAUCAAACUGGCCAGAGAAGGCUUUCCUGUUCCGCCAUACCUCGCUCUGCUUCUCAGACACCCAAUAAUCACUAAACUGGUGGAGACCACAUCACUGUGUCAAUUAUUUUGCCAUGAGAAUAAAACGGUUUUCGGUCAAGGAGACAUACUACGAUACCCAAAACUUGCUGAGACUCUGGAAAUAAUUGCAAAAGAAGGGGUUGAUGCUUUUUAUACUGGCAAAAUCGCACAAGACUUAAUCGAAGAUGUGGAGAAAGCAGGUGGAUCAUUGUCAUUAGAUGAUCUAAAAUCUUUUAAGGAGACAUCCAGUAAAGCAAUUUCGGUUCCUUUGGGUGAUUUUACGAUGCACUUCCCUCCUCCCCCAUCAGGGGGCGCUCUACUGAGCUUCAUCCUCAGUGUCAUGCAGGGCUUUGGACUUUCUCCAUCGUCUGUGAAAGGAGAGGAGAGGAAACUGACCCUUCAUAGGUACAUAGAAACUCUAAAGUUUGCAAACGGACAGAGGAAGAGUAUCAGAGACCCACGGUACAGCCGACACGGAGUAAACCACCUGAUGGAGGAAGACUUUGUCAAUCACAUCAGGUCAAUGAUCACCAAUAGUGGUAAACACCCGCCAUCGUACUACAACGUCACUCCCUCCACUGAUGGAUUUGGGACAACGCACGUUUCUGUUCUAGCGAGUGACGGCUCAGCCGUUUCUGUCACCAGCACCAUCAAUCACUUUUUUGGAUCAAGUGUCUAUUCUAAUAAAACGGGGAUCAUACUGAACAACGAGCUGAUGGAUUUCUGUGGAAGAGUAAAUUCUGUCUCUGCAGGUGAACAGCCUCCAUCCUCCAUGUCACCUGUUAUUAUCCACUCAAAGAACCGAGAGAAAGUUCUAGUUAUCGGGGGAUCUGGAGGGAGUCAGAUUAUCACCGGCAUAGCUACAGCUAUAAUGAACAAGCUGUGGUUCGGGAUGAACCUGGAAGACGCCAUCAAAGACAAAGUGGUUUUUGUCAAAUCGAGUAAUUUAGUGCAUUUAGAGCCAGGCUUUGAUGAGUUGAUGAGAGAUGCCAUGCAGACUUUCGGACACGACAUACAAAAAAAUGACAGACCUUUAAACGUUGUGAACGGCAUCAUGAAAGAGCACGGCUGCAUCAGGGCUGUCUCAGACAGUAGGAAAAAUGGAAAAUCAUCAGGUUACUGAUCACACUGGAGAAGAUUCAACAUACAAUGCUUUAAUUUGACUGUAGAGGAUAUAUGUAUGUGUGUGUGUGUAUAUAUAUGUAUAUAUAUAUAUAUAUAUAUAUAUAUAUAUACACACCAUGUCUAUAUGAUACCAUGUCUUAUACUGUAAAUCUCUUCCUACUUCUUACACCCUAGAGUAGAACAUGUAAUUUCAUGUAAUGUAGCACACUAAUACAGGGUUUAACUGAGUUUAGACUCCACUGUAAAAUAACACGCCAAGGACAUUUUACUCUAUUCAGUUUUGUUUGAAUUGUGACUAUCUAUACUCAAGAGAGUGAGCCAAACUUUAGCCAACUAAAUAAUGUGACAUUAUCGACUAUUUUUCAUGUAGCAUUAUACUUUAUAUGAUGUUUAAUACUGUUUUCUACUGUAUUUUCUACUGUUUUUUUAAAACUACAGAGGUUUUUUUUUAUCAAAUUCAAUGUUAUUUUUUUUGUUUAUAUUAGCCUUGCUGUUUUUAUCAUUUAUACACACAGGACCAUUAAACGAAAGCUGAAAUAUCAGGAAAAACUGUCCAAUAUUUUAGCAGUAGCAGGCAUUAAAAUGAUUACAAAUAUAAUGGGUUGUUUUAUGAUAUUUUUAAUGUGACCUUUGAUGUGUAGGUCUUGGUUAUAUCCGGUAUCACUUACAUGUUUUGCAUGUGUUUAUUGUAGAACAAUCUACAAACAUGUUUGGUUUUUUUCUAUUGUGUAAUAAAAUGAUUACUUUUUUGAAA
This is a messenger RNA of Tachysurus vachellii, 2490 nucleotides long. It is a transcript of the gene ggt5b, whose product is annotated as gamma-glutamyltransferase 5b. Lineage: Eukaryota; Metazoa; Chordata; Actinopteri; Siluriformes; Bagridae. Gene Ontology annotation, molecular function: glutathione gamma-glutamate hydrolase; leukotriene-C(4) hydrolase activity. Gene Ontology annotation, biological process: glutathione catabolic process; leukotriene D4 biosynthetic process; inflammatory response. Gene Ontology annotation, cellular component: plasma membrane. The transcript has 13 exons. The coding region runs from base 46 to 1734 and encodes 562 amino acids. The record is from RefSeq and is a predicted model, not a curated record.